GCCUGUUCGCCGGAUAGCGAUUGCGACUCGCCCGCAGCGAGCCCAGUGAAGGCGCCGCCCGUGCUGGCAGAGCCUGCGGUGUCCGCCAGGGCCCUGACUGGAGGCGGCUGCUGUCCGGGUCGGGCAGCCCGGCGGUGGCGGAGGCAGCUGGCAACGGCUUUAUUGUGCGACGCGGAGCGCUCAGGCCCCCGGUGAUGUGCGGCUCGGGAGAAUGGCGCCGGUGGGGAGCGGCCGAGCGGGACUGUGGCUGUGGCCAGGCUAGGGAGUGGUGGUGAGAGGCCCCCGCCUGUCAGAACCAUCCGGGGAGCCGGGCCCUGCCGCUCCCGGCCCGGCCCGUCCCUAGGCCCCUCCCGAGUCUGUCACUGUCCUCUCCGCUCGCCCUGCUGCCAGGUGCCCUCUGCCCCGCCUAGGCUGUGCGCCCCGCUCCCCCCAACCUGUCCCCAGGUGCCCCAUCUCCCCGUCCUGCUGGUAGCUGACCACUUCUUACCCCCCCCCCCCGGCUCUGCCCUCUGCUGCCCCGCUCAGACUGUGCGCCCCGCCCUGCUGCCCCCUUCCUCCCCCAGUCGGUGUGUCCUGCCCUUACUCAACCCCUGCAGUCUGUAUUUCUCGUCUGUGCCCCUGCCCGAGUGUAUUCCCUCUUCCCUCCCCACUACAGUGCCCCUGGUCUCGUCUGCGUCUCUCUCUGCCUGUGCGCCCCUCUUCUGGCCCCUCCAGAAACCACGAGGUCCUAAGCACUGGGAAGUCGCAAGACUGCGUGCGAGGGUGUUUGUGGCAGGAGUAACUUGCUUAGCCUGGUUCCGCUCAGCUCAGUAGAAAACCGGGACGCUGAGGCCAGUGCUGGUGAGAUGACUUCUGGGCUCAGAGCUGCGAGUUUCCCCACGUGGAAACGUCACAUUGCAGAGGAGCUGAGGCGCCGGGACCGGCUGCAGAGACAGGCCUUUGAAGAGAUCAUCCUCCAGUAUAACAAGCUGCUAGAGAAGACUGAUCUCCAUGCCGUGCUGGCUGAUAAGCUGCAAGCAGAAAAGUAUGACUUACAAAGCAGACAUGAGAUCAGUCCAGGGCAUGAUGGCACAAGGAAUGAAGCUCAAUUGCAGGAAAUGGCCCAGCUGAGGAUUAAACAUCAAGAGGAGCUGACAGAGCUGCAUAAGAAGCGUGGCGAGUUGGCCCAGUCAGUGAUUGAUUUGAAUAACCAAAUGCAGCAGAAAGACAAGGAGAUGCAGAUGAAUGAAGCAAAGAUUGCAGAAUACAUGCAAAAGAUCUCUGAGCUGGAAACAGAGUGCCACGAAUUGCGCAGCAAGCUGCAAGAACUUGAGCGAGCCAAUCAAACACUGAAGGAUGAGUAUGAUGCUCUCCAGAUCACCUUCACUGCCCUAGAAGAGAAACUGAGGAAAACUACUGAAGACAACCAAGAGCUGGUCACACGUUGGAUGGCAGAGAAGGCUCAGGAAGCUAAUCUGCUCAAUGCAGAGAAUGAGAAGGACUUGAGGAGGCGACAAGCCAAGUUGCAGAAAGAGCUAGCAGAAGCUGCCAAGGAACCACUGCCAGUUGAACAGGAUGAUGAUAUUGAAGUGCUUGUGGAUGAAACUUCUGACCCAGCUGAAGAGACUUCCCCAGUGCGAGCUGUCAGCCGGACAUCCAGUAAGCGACUGUCCCAGCCAGCUGGAGGCCUUCUGGACUCUAUCACUAAUAUUUUUGGUCUGUCUGAGUCUUCCCUUUUGGGACAUCACUCUUCUGAUGCUGCCAGGAGGCGCUCUCUGUCCUCAUUUCCCGCUCCCCAGGAAAAUGUAGAUGUGCAUCCAGGUUCCAGUAAAGAAGUGAGAGUGCCCACUACUGCAGUGUAUGUCUUUGAUGCACAUGAUGGAGAAGUGAACGCAGUGCAGUUCAGUCCUGCUUCCCGGUUACUAGCAACAGGAGGCAUGGAUCGGAGAGUUAAACUCUGGGAAGUCUUUGGAGACAGGUGCGAGCUGAAAAGUUCUCUCUCUGGCAGUAACGCAGGGAUUACGAGUAUCGAAUUUGACAGUGCUGGCUCUUAUCUCUUAGCAGCUUCAAAUGACUUCGCCAGCAGAAUCUGGACUGUAGAUGACUAUCGAUUACGGCACACACUGACAGGCCACAGUGGGAAGGUGCUGUCAGCCAAGUUCUUGCUGGAUAAUGCACGCAUCGUGUCAGGGAGUCAUGACCGGACACUCAAGCUCUGGGACCUGCGCAGCAAAGUUUGUAUAAAAACAGUAUUUGCAGGAUCAAGCUGCAAUGAUAUAGUGUGCACAGAGCAGUGUGUGAUGAGUGGACAUUUUGACAAGAAGAUUCGCUUCUGGGACAUCAGGACUGAGAGCAUAGUGCAGGAGCUGGAACUGUUUGGGAGGAUCACUGCUUUAGACCUGAACCCAGAGAGAACAGAGCUCUUGACCUGUUCCCGAGAUGAUCUGCUAAAGAUCAUUGAUUUGCGAGUCAAUGCUGUCAAACAAACUUUCAGCCCUGACGGUAGCUACGUGGCAGGUGGUUCAGCUGAUGGGGUCCUGUACAUCUGGAAUGUGCUCACUGGGAAAGUGGAGAGAACUCUUGCAAAGCAUCACAGCUCCUCUAUCAAUGCAGUGGCAUGGUCACCAGCCGGUGCCCAUGUGGUCAGUGUGGACAAAGGAAACAAGGCUGUCCUGUGGUCUGAAUUUUGAUUGGAAGGAGAUGAAAGACAGUUUCAAAUGUCUCUCACUGGGAGGAUGCCGGUCCAGGGCUGGACAGAAUGGAGGCCCAAGCCUUGAUUCAUCCUUCAUGCAUUUGGGCUUCAUCCAAUGGGCUUUGCUUCUCAGAGGAGAGCUCUAAUGAGGCAAUCAAGGACGAGGAGCUGGAGGCGCAGAGCCCUUUACUGCCUAUAAGCAUGUUGCUGGCCCUCAGGCUCAGCAAAGGGUCAGCUGAUUUGGAUGGCGAAUACUACUAGUCAUGCCUUGACAUGCAGUUUCUAUGCACUGGAUGGAGCUGAAGGUACUAGCCAGAUUCCCUCACCGGACAGCUGUGCCAAAUACCCUAUUAUACAAAUGUACCUACAGCACUUCUGACUUGGACGUGUUGGAAAGACAUUUACCAUGUAUUCUGACCUAAUGCAUGUCCUGUUUCCUGUGUUCUGUUCCCAUGGAGUAGCUUAAGCAUGGGGUGAGGGCAUUCUGAAACAUGGACAGAGUGGGUCCUAGUCAAGUCUAUAAAGUGAUGGAACAGCUGUAAACUAAUUUAAAUGUUUCUGUUGCUCUGGCAGUUUUGCCCCCUGUGUUGUUGGCUGAGUUUGGGACUUCUCCAAUUCUGACAUGGUCUCUCUGGCAGUUUGUAAUCUGAGAACUCCCUGCAUCAUUUUGAUCUGUAUUUCAGGGAACUGUCCAUUCUUCAGGGAUGAUGCAUCUUUGUUAAAACUCCCUCCAAUAGCUCCUGUAGCAGAAGUACCAAAAACUGGGGAAAGGAGAAUUUUAAUUCGAACCAAUAUAUUUCCUUUUUGUUGGCGCGAGGGGAAGGGGAGGGGAGAGGGAAGGUGUAACAUCUGCAGUGGGAAUGAUGGUGCUGCUGUGAUGAGGAAUGUAUCCAUACCAAGACUUCCAGUACCAGAAAAUAAAUGUAUAGUCUCUUCUGCUGUCCAUCCGUCCUUCUCUGUUGGAGGCUGUUGGUGGAGCACGGGGGAGCAAUGGGAUUCAAUCCUGAAUGUAAUGCUCUAAUGCUGGCAAUCCCUGGCCACUUGCCCCCUUUCUGAGCACAUGUGCAAUAUUCUUCUUUGUGCUUGAACCCUUCCUGUGCCAUCGAACAGGGUUUACACCCUGUAUCCUCAGGCAUCUAAAUAUGUGAGGUGGUUGGAGGAGAACUAACUAUGAUGUUUUGUAACUUUUAUCCAGCCAAACUUUUCCACCUCAGAUGGGCCUCAAGAUAAGCCACCAGCGUUCUGUCGCCUUUUUAUUUGCACUUUAUUUUGCUUCCUUCCUGAGCUUGUUUUCUAAGGAAGUGUUUGAUGGAUUAGGAAAGAGGGUUGUUCCUAGGACAGAGGUCUUUCUCUAACCCAGCCUUUCUUUCAGACAACUUCUGCAGAGGGGAGUUGAGAGUAUACAGGGCAAAACUUUUAUUUAUUCAGCUGCCCACCAGAACUUGAUUGUAAAUAAACCUGUGUUCUGCUUUUAAAACCCA
Messenger RNA from Chrysemys picta bellii (western painted turtle), 4152 nucleotides. NCBI's taxonomy places the organism in Eukaryota, Metazoa, Chordata, Testudines, Emydidae. The record is from RefSeq and is a predicted model, not a curated record.